Molecule: messenger RNA, 2415 nt
Organism: Talaromyces atroroseus
Lineage: Eukaryota; Fungi; Ascomycota; Eurotiomycetes; Eurotiales; Trichocomaceae
Exons: 3
Coding region: 1-2415 (804 amino acids)
Biological process (GO): DNA-templated transcription; positive regulation of transcription from RNA polymerase II promoter by galactose
Cellular component (GO): nucleus
Molecular function (GO): DNA-binding transcription factor activity, RNA polymerase II-specific; RNA polymerase II cis-regulatory region sequence-specific DNA binding; zinc ion binding
Source: RefSeq, a predicted model, not a curated record
AUGGAGGCGACUAAGUUCAUGUCGAUGUGGAAAGAGGUUGGAAGCGAUAGAAUUGAAAAGGAGAGGUUGAAAGGUGGGAGCGGCCGAAGUGAUUCUGCGUCCGAGCGACCCGACACACCACGUCCCAAGCGUACCCAGGUUGUGCGGGCCUGUGACUGGUGUCGCCUCAACCGCGUCAAGUGCGAUGCUAACCCGCCAUGCCAGAACUGCCGUGAUCAUGGCAGACACUGCAGCAAUACAAAGCAAUCCGAGGCCCAUUCACUACCGGCUGCAAAUCGGGAAAUACAUCGACUGCGCAACCGGCUGAAGGACUUGCAAGAGCAACUUGAUAAAGUAAGAGAAGAAUCAAAAAAUCGAACUGAAGUCGCGAAAUCGCCGUCGACGCCAUUCUCAAACAUUUCAGAUUCGACUCCUCACGUCACAACAUCCGCAGCGCUUCCAAAUUCGCAUCGCAAAACAUGGGACGGCCUUCACGAUCCGCAGUCACAAACUGGCCGAGUGAUCCACUAUGGCCCUCUUUCUUCACCGUACAUGGUGAUGCGACUGAACCGGUACAUGCGCGAGUCAUCCAAUCAGUUACAUCUCAAAUCUGUCCUUCCCGUCCGCAUCUCUCAGAUACACCGUCACUCUCCCACUGUUUCGCACGAGCAAUUGUCGGACGAAGCGGAACAGCCCAGCCUCCGUCUAAGACUGGCCGAGAUUGAGGACCUGUCUCGGGAGCAAGAAGAGUAUUUCUUAGUCCUCCUCUGGCAGUCGUAUAACUGCAUAUACCCGAUUGUUGCAGAGGAGGAGUUUCGUGAAUAUUACAAUUCGCUUUGGGACGGGACAACCGGUCAAGCACCGCGUCGGUCUUCCGCGCUUGUGGACAGCUUAUUGGCUGUAUGCAUGCAGUUUGGCAGCACUUUUUUGGUCGACGAUGACGAGGAUAUCACGGACGGUGAAACGGAAUCGCAGGCCACUCGCUUUAAUACUGCCGCGUAUGCAUUCUAUCGUCGGAGUCAGAGCGCGCUGAUGGAGGAACUAGAACAUCCUUCAGUCCAGUCACUGCAGAGUCAUAUAUACUGCAUCAUCUACCUGUACAAUACCGCGAAUCUAGAUACUGCUCAUGCUCUCCUCGGGCUGGCCAUCAGGGUUGCUCAUAUGCUGCGCUUACAUAUUCGACCUCUGGGCCCUAUCCCCAAGGUGAAACAGGAGCUGUUUUCCCGUAUGUGGUGGACGCUGUACCAAUUGGAUAGCCAAAUCUCGAUGACGCUUGGGCGUCCACCACUGAUCAAUUCAGAUGAAGUUGGAUGUGCGAUGCCAAGUGACAGCAGUGACGUGGUGCAACUAUCAACCACGGGUCUGGUAUCGCCUCCGAAUGAGGAGGACAUUAGCUGGCUCAGCUUCCACGUACAGUACAUCCGCCUGACGGCAGCGGCGCGUAGGGUCCACGCUGCUUUUGGUGCGCGCUGUGCGGAGUUGUUACAGACCAAAGAUAUACAGGACGUGCACGAGGAUCCGGUGGCCCUUGAGACUCUAGCAGGCUUCCUCAGCAACGAAGUUCGUGCGAUGUACGACUGGGUGCAGACUGUACCACGGUCUCUCAAGAAUCAACGCAAGGGCUCAGGCGAGGCCUUCUCGACUGAUCGUACACCACUCAAUCUGAAUUCUGCCAGCCCUCUUUGGUUGCAGCGCCAACGUCUUCUUCUUGAAAUUAUCUAUCAUCAUCUGCAAAUAGCCAACUUCCGCCCCUUUAUUCGCUUUCCUCCACGGGGCGCAUCUCUCACGUCACUGUCAGAUAAUCACAGCAUCGCUUCCCUCAAUCACGCCGUAGUGUUGACCAGCAUGCUGAACCAAGUCCUGUCUGAGACAGAUUUGUUGAAUGGAUGGACACCCCUUUUCCAAUACCAGUGGGAUGCUACUAUCUGCAUUAUAUCAUUUGUGCUCUCAAACCCGGUUUGUCCCCCCACCCCAGCCGCACGCAAAACCUUGCCGACAGCUCUCCGGACUCUGCACAAACUCGGCCAGACCUUUGCCCCUGCAGCCAACACCAUUCAGCUUGCUUGGGAGCAGUUUCGCUCCAGUUCAAAUCCGUAUGGUUGGUCACAGCUCACGCCUCCAAGCCAGAGUUCCUCAGACACAACAGAGCUGGGCCCAACGUCAGUGCCGUCUUCAUUACCCAAUGCUGUCCCGGCAAUGAUGAAGACUACUUUGCCGCCAACCGAUCAGUUUUCAGGCUCGUUAGCACAUACCAAGAUCCCGUCAAAUAUAAUGCUCGGGAACGACUUUUCAGAUCCAGCGGGGUUCACCCCGCCACUCGAUCUCAUGGAUGCACCUCUCAAUCUGCCAAAUGAGCUCUUGAUGGGAACUGAUGCUCAGUGGAUGUUGAAUGGAGCGAUGCCACUAGAUGGAUGGACAGGAUAUGGAUCUCAAUGA